Messenger RNA from Cyphellophora europaea CBS 101466, 963 nucleotides. RefSeq lists its product as uncharacterized. Lineage: Eukaryota; Fungi; Ascomycota; Eurotiomycetes; Chaetothyriales; Cyphellophoraceae. The transcript has a single exon. The record is from RefSeq and is a predicted model, not a curated record. Bases 1 to 963 code for a protein of 320 amino acids.
AUGAGUAGCAGCGCUGAGUCAGGCCGCGACUCGCAGACCAUCACGCUCUCUUCGUACCGUACACUGGGCUUUGCCGAAUACGGCUCUCCUACAGGCUAUCCUCUCAUUUACUUUCACGGCUUUCCUUCCUCGCGCCUGGAGGGCGAAAUCCUCCACAAAGCGGCCCGAAAACGCAAUAUCCGGGUCGUUGCACCGGAUCGCCCAGGUUUUGGGUUGAGCACGUAUGAUCCUAACUACACCAUUACUAGCUGGGUGGAGGAUGUCCGUGAGCUGGUGAAGCAGCUCAAUCUACAGCGGUUUGCUGUGCUAGGUCUGAGUGGUGGUGGACCGUAUGCGUUGGCAUGCGCUAAGGACCUGCCUGCGAGUAUGAUGACAAGCGUGGGCGUAGCGGUGGGGAGUCCGUAUUGGGCGGAGGGUGGCUUUGGUGACAUGCCGUGGUGGAGUCGGAUCUCGUACUGGUUGGUGAAAUACGCGCCUGGACCGGCGACGCUUCUAGUCAGUGGACUCGUGGGAGUGACGAGGCUAGUCACUGGGACGAGCUGGGGGAAGCGAAUGAUUGAUAAGGCGGUGGAGGCAGAGAGGAAGAAGCAGAAGGAGAAAGGUGAAAGUAACCAACUAGGUGGGAUGGAUCCUUUACAGGGCGAACCGAUCGAGGAGUCCAGACAAGGUCUACUGAGAGCGCUAUUCGAGCCUUUUACACAGGGGUCCAAGCCAACGAUACGGGAGUUGAAGCUCUUCACGAUAGAUUGGGGGUUUGAGCUGAAGGAGGUGGGGUACGACAAGGUAAUGAUGUGGGGUGGAACGAAGGAUGUGAAUGCUCCCAUCAGUGGAGUGAGGUAUAUCGCUAGUGCAGUGCAGCACUCUGAGCUCAGGGAGUAUGAAGGCUCCCAUGGGGAGAUCGUAACCCAAGUCGACGAUAUACUGGAUACGCUGGUGCCGGAGGAAGCCCGACAUCUGCUCUGA